AAGCCGAAGGACAUCCGUCGUCUGCCGCUGAAAAGGAGAUGCUGUGCAGAGCUCUGAGGUCAAAGAGACCUCGAGGAAGCUCAAGGUAGGAGUUUGCUGAACUUGUCGACCUCUGACCUGGACAGGACGAUGGACCGGGCAGCGCUGUCGUGACUCCCCCCAAAAUAAACCUGGCGGAGAAGCCUGUUAACCUUCCUAACUUCGGCUGAGCUGCGUACGUUUUGGAUGCUGCCAUGCCCAUCAUCAGCAACGCUAACCACGACUUCAGCAACCUGUCUGUCAGUGACGACAGCAGCCUCGACCGCAUCUUCACCGAGAUUCCCGAGACGGAAACCGUCAAGGGUGUCUAUUACCAAAGGGCUCAGUUCAUACGUCAGCCAGAGGACCUCGUCUCCGUAGACCACCGCUUGCUGGCGGUGAUCAACGUCGGGGGGAACCGCUACACCUUCCCUUGGACCACACUGCAGCAGUUCCCUCUCACUCGGCUCGGCCGCCUGCGUGGCUGCAGCUCACCUGAGGACAUCGCCGGCGUCUGCGACGACUACGAUGAAGCCCGGAAGGAAUUCUUCUUUGAUCGCUCGCCGUCCGCCUUCAGGGUCAUCCUCAACUUCCUGGCUGCGGGUAAACUUCGGCUGCUGCGGGAGAUGUGCGUCCUCUCCCUGCGCGACGAGCUCGCCUACUGGGGUGUGGAGAUGACGUACAUGGAGCGCUGCUGCAAGAGGAAGAUGUACACACGAAUCGAGGAGGCGCACGAGCGGGAACGGCAGGAGGAGGAACGCAGGCAGAGGAACGCCAUGCAGCGCGUUCCCGUGGAGGAGACCACGUAUCGAAAAGUUAUGAACUGGCUCAGAGAUACGGUGGAGAAUCCGCAGUCCGGCUUACCGGGCAAGAUCUUCGCCUGCCUGUCAGUCGUCAUGGUAGCAGUGACUGUGGUGAGCUUGUGCAUCAGCACCAUGCCUGACCUCAGAGAAGAAGAGGACAGGGGCGAGUGCUCCUCCAAGUGCUACAACAUGUUCAUCAUCGAGACAGUGUGUGUGGCCUGGUUCUCGCUGGAGUUCAUCGUGCGCUUCAUUCAGGCGCGCAGCAAGUUGGACUUCCUCCGUGGGCCGCUCAACAUCAUCGACGCCAUGGCCAUCUUGCCUUACUAUGUGUCCUUGGUGGUAAAAGACGAGGACCCAAACAUGGACAGCGAUCGGCCAGGAGGAGGUAAAGGCUACUUGGACAAGCUGGGUCUGGUGCUGAGGAUCCUUCGGGCGUUGAGGAUUCUUUACGUGAUGCGACUGGCUCGCCACUCUCUAGGCCUGCAGACGCUCGGACUGACGGUGAGGCGCAGCACGCGUGAGUUUGGCCUGCUCUUGCUUUUCCUGUGCGUGGCUGUCACCCUCUUCUCGCCGCUGGUCCACCUAGCUGAAAGCGAGCUCACGGGCCCUCACGAUUUCAGCAGCAUCCCCGCCUCCUACUGGUGGGCUAUUAUUUCCAUGACAACAGUGGGCUAUGGCGACAUGGUGCCUAGAUCCAUCCCUGGGCAGGUUGUAGCGCUGAGCAGCAUCCUGAGUGGGAUCCUCAUCAUGGCCUUCCCCGCGACCUCCAUCUUCCACAUGUUCUCCCGCUCGUACCAAGAACUCAAGAUGGAGCAUGACCGUUUGUUCAAAGAGGAGUGCGCUGCCGCUGCCGCUGCAGCUGCCGCCGCCUCCGCCAACGGCACUGGGGAGCUGCAGGACGCAGGAGUGGAUGGAGGACAAGGUGGUGAUGUGAAACUGGGGGACUCAACUGCUAUUGCACAAGCUUUCCAUCUGGAUAAGGGUAGUAUGCAGUCACUAGAAUAUCUUGCUCUGUUAGGGAAAGGAGAUGAUGCUGCAGCAAAUAAUCACAGUCUCCCGGCAGCAGCUUUCUGAAAGAAUGACGUGCUAUCAAACCAAAACUUCUAAUCUCCGUGUUACAUAAAAUAAAUGGACUAUCUUCCCAAAGGUCUCCCUUUCCAUGUGUAUCUUAAAUCCAUUAAAAAUAAGGACGUUACAUCUUCUGCAUUUGUUUCGAUGUUCAGGUUGCUGAUGUGGGUGGGACCUGAGAGUGUAUCUGAGCAUGUGUGUGCACUCUGCACUGACACUGACUGAAAGACUCCUUAAAACCCUUUAAACCCUAUGGUACAGGUUGUUUAUUGAAAGCCUUUGCUGCAAUAUUAGUGACACUUUGCUUCCAUAAACAUGCAAUAUCAAUCCAAAGUUGCUUUUUUUUCUUCCACUGUGAAAAUACCCUGCAACUUUAAGUGUAGUACUUACUCAAAACUUAAACUUACUUACUUAAACUCUGUCUACAGUGUCAAUUUAUCAAAUGACUCACAUACUCACUGUACACUUCAUUAGGCAUACAUGUGCAUCUAAUCCACACAAAGAAAUCUGCUUUCCAUCACUGCAAACAAAAAUUAACUUUGUUCAAUGAAUAACUUUCUAACACUGUCGAUCCAUACGAUAGAGUGGCACAGUUUUGGGCGUACGUGCAAUAUCCUUUGUCAAACACCCCCAAAUCGGUCCACUUUGGGAAAAUAUGUUUGAAAAAUGAAGCCGAAUUUCAAAUCAACGUCGUCAGAGACAUGAGCAAAUGACUGCGUAAGUGCAGUCUGAGUAAUGUGCUCCUCUUGGUUCAUUUCUGAGAUGGCUGAUGCCAGCUAAUUCGAUUUGCUUACUGCAUGGUACAACCAUUUCUUGUGUGUUUUACGAAAUAUGUUGGGGACGUUUCGAUUAUUAGUAUGGAACUGUAAGAGAAUAGCCACUUUGAGCGAUGAGACACACAUUUAAAAUAAAUCAAACAAGAUACAUAUUUUUUAAACAGCUAGACAGGAAGGAAUAAAUGAAGGCAUGUUUUUGUGUGACUGGUAGAGAAUGAGCGCUAACAACCAUGAAAUGUACUUUGCAAUGCUCCAAAUAAAAGCUCUUACAAUG
Messenger RNA from Phycodurus eques (leafy seadragon), 2939 nucleotides. RefSeq names its product potassium voltage-gated channel, subfamily G, member 4a (gene kcng4a). The record is from RefSeq and is a predicted model, not a curated record. NCBI's taxonomy places the organism in Eukaryota, Metazoa, Chordata, Actinopteri, Syngnathiformes, Syngnathidae. Gene Ontology annotation, molecular function: protein binding; delayed rectifier potassium channel activity. The transcript is spliced from 3 exons. Gene Ontology annotation, biological process: potassium ion transmembrane transport; protein homooligomerization. Gene Ontology annotation, cellular component: voltage-gated potassium channel complex; membrane. Bases 234 to 1895 code for a protein of 553 amino acids.